This is a messenger RNA of Wyeomyia smithii (pitcher-plant mosquito), 16316 nucleotides long. RefSeq names its product Krueppel-like factor luna. NCBI's taxonomy places the organism in Eukaryota, Metazoa, Arthropoda, Insecta, Diptera, Culicidae. Gene Ontology annotation, biological process: regulation of transcription by RNA polymerase II. The record is from RefSeq and is a predicted model, not a curated record. The transcript is spliced from 3 exons. The coding region runs from base 4153 to 5202 and encodes 349 amino acids. Gene Ontology annotation, molecular function: RNA polymerase II cis-regulatory region sequence-specific DNA binding; DNA-binding transcription factor activity, RNA polymerase II-specific.
AAAAGUGAAAAGUAAAAAGUAAAAAGUAAAAUGGAAAAAUUUAAAGUAAAAAAAUCAAAAGUGAAAAUUAAAAAGGAAAAAGGAAAAAAAAAGUAGACAAAAGGCUAAAUUAACAAGUAAAGUUUAAAAUUCAAAAUACAAACAUCAAAAGUCAAAAUUCAAUAAGAUUAGACAUAAUUUGAAAUAGAUCAUUUGAUUAAAUCCCAGCUCAGAAAAAAUAAAUCUGGAAAACUCAUGGAGAAGUUCAAUCAUUUUUUUCUUUAUGACGGUUGUACAGCACCAAAAUAUUUCAAAUCUCAGACACACAUUUUACUCCCCUAGAAAUGAAAUUAAUCUACGCUACACAACUAGCCCCCAACCGCAUCUUUCAACGACGUCCAGUGGCAAAAUACCCAAACUGUAUUGACGUGGCUUUCACUUUCUCAAUCAGGAAAAUACUGGGAACCAUAAUAAGACUGCAACUUCUGCAUGAUUUCCGUUUGCACUUCGUUCGACUGGCCGUUUCGUUUCCAAAGAUGGGCAAAGGAGAUAACCAACUGGGCGGGCGUUCCACCCACCCAUCAGAACACCAGAAAUGCCAUUUUUCUAAUGUAGUUCGUUACGUUUGCGGCAUACGCCAGCUGCAUUCCAAGUGCACUCUCGAAAUGAUACAUCUGACAGUUUCACUUCGGUACGGUUCGGUUCGCUUUGGAGCUUGAGUUGGAUAGACCGCGAGACGUCUAGCUGGCUCGUGAUGAAAUGAUACUUUUUCUACUCGUGAAAAAAAGCAGUAGACAGACAGUGCAGUAGUGAGGGAGGUACUGUGUGAGUUCCCUAUUCUAAGCUUCCGCCAUCAGUCGGCCGAACGAUGAUGGUGUGCAAGGAUUGAGAGUGAGAAUUGGAAAUAACUAGUGUGUCGAACCUCACGUACCGAUGUAUACGAGCGGGAACAAAGAGGAAACUUUUCCGAGGAAACCAUUAGUUAGGAUAAUGCUACCGUCGAAGAACCAAUAGCUCUAGCGCAAGAAAAGAAACGACAAUCUUCCAGCGUUGGACUGUGGCGGAAUGGCAGAUGGGAAACUUGAUGGACUGCGAAAAAUGGUAGAAUAUAGAGCGGAAAUCGUUGGGUUGUGGUGAUUAUUAUUCUGCUCAUAAUUUUAAUUUGAAGCGGAAUUUUUUUCAUUACUGCUCGCAUUAUUGUUCUUUUUUACCAUCGACAGAAGUGAAAUACGCUUUUGCUUUGACGUAAAAAUGAAGAAAAUGUGUUUAACAUGAUUAAUUCGCUGUUAUCAGUCAGUUGGGUGGUAGCCACCGACGUCGAUAAAUUGUAACAACACGGGUGAGACUCAGUCACGGUUCGCAGGUUUUUCCUCUCAUCAAAACUGAAGAACAUCAAUAACUUACUUCACAAUGACAGCAAUCGUGCCUUUUCAUUGACACAACAAAGAAGUGGUUUACCAAAAAAAAAGUUAUAAUGUUCACUGUGUAGGGGAAUGUUUCUAAUAAAAAUGCAAUUAAUUUUACUCGUUGUCAUCGGAGUGUCACUACCCUUGUCAGUGGAGUGGAAAAAUUAAAAAAAAAAUCCCAACGACAAAAAAGGGUUGCGAAAGGAAGCAAAGUUUCCCCCGCACCGAACGCGGGACAUGUUUUCAUGCUGGACGAUAUUUAUUCAGCAGAAAUGUUUCCAAUAGGAAUAAAAUUGUUUUCCGCUGUCGCCGCACGGAGCAGCGAAUGCUGGUGAAAUGGGAAAUGCAUUUUUUUUUGUUCUGUUCAGUGCAAAGUGAGAACUGCUAAGGCAGCAAUGUGGCUAAUAUGAAUAGCUUCGUGAUUACCAGGACGUGUUUCGUAGCAUAUUGGCGAGUGGGAUUUUUUUUGUUCGUUUUUCGUAGAAAAGUUCGUUUAACAGAUUGUACUAAAACUAAUUUUAAGAAGAUGAAUAUUUUUAUUUUCAUUCCUUUUUUCUCAAUGUUAAAAGUUUUUGUCUGUUUUCAGUUAAUUUUAAACUAACCGUCAUGCAAGGUUUUUUGGGGAUUAUCACAGUUCACGUCUUGCACCAUAGCGAAUAGUACUUCACAGCACCAUUGUCGUGGAUCAUAUUCAUAUUUACAAGAACGACAAGAAUCGAUUGCUUGGUGACUACAACAUUCGAAGGCACCAUAUAAGCUCGGAUCAUAAACCUGGUCUCAAACGUAAUAAAUAAUAUACUUUACAUGAAUUGAACCUUGGGGAAUAAGAAUAAAACUGAUCGACACAGUUCAUCAGGAAUAGAUGCGUUAUGAUAUAAAAAUGUUAGAUAUGGCUUUUUAAAACCUCUUGUCGAGCGUCAAUUUAAAAUAUGUCACAGAUCGUAGCUACGACUGAUUAUACAAUCUAGAGCAACACAAAAUGAAUCAUUUCUCAUAAAUAUUCUUUUCUGCAACAGCUUUAUUGCGAAAAAUAUUAGGUGCGAACUCUUGCCUCUCACAACUAUAUGAUAAAAAGCUAAUCCGUCAAUCGAAACAUUGUUGCUUGUAACAAAACUAAUAUUUUUUUAUUUCAUAUAAUGGUUUUAUAUGACAAUCAUUGAUUGAUCUUUCUCUCCAGGGCUUUUGAUAAACCCCUUAUGUAUCACUUCUAAUUACCACUUGGUUUAGGAAUGACUGCUGCUCUAUGCAAUUAAAGCACAGUGCGCCUCCACCUGAAUAACUUUUUCCAACAGUUAUAUUAUUUGAUUUAAUUUAGUAACAGAUUACAAAACAUUAAUUUUCUACGUGGUACUCACCACCCGAAAAAUAUUUUUCUAAUUUCCCCAGAUUACUGCAUUACCCAAUUUUACAAAAGCAACAAGAGCUUAGAACUUGCGAAGCUCAUCCUCUCAAGGAAGCAAAGGUUUAAAAUAAGAUGGAUUUUAUUUUUACUUUAAGGCCUAGACACGUUGGAGAGAGAACAGAAAAAUAUAUCCAAGACAACAAGCGUAAUUCGGGGAUGAGUUUAAUCAUUUGAUUUGCAUACCCCGGUAUUGUGGUCUAUCGAAUUGAGGUCUAGGAUCUUUUCUUGCGCGAGAUUUCAAUUUAUGGAAUCCAAUUUUUUUCCCAGGUUGUCAUGUGAACAAUGUUAAUAGGAUUAACCUGCAACCAGUUUCUAUUUUUUGUUCGUCAGAAAUUCAUUAAAAUAAAACAAUCAAGAAAAAAAGUGAUUUCAUUACAUAGCAGAAUCCGAAAUCACUUAAAAUUUCUCUCCGAACCACAGUGUUCAUCCAGCGAAUGCUUCCGCGAACUUUCCGACAGCAUUUCACCAGGGCCUACUCUCCCGGUAGGCCGUGAUCCCAAAUUAAAUUUCGAAUUGGCAGGCAAAUUUGAAUGUUGGCGUUUUGCUAGGAAAGUUUCUCUGUCCGCCAGUUUGCGGAAGCAUGACACCGCUCUUCCAUCAGUAACCUGUUCACUUUCUGGAAAAAUCUCCACUUGAGCAUUAUCAAACUAUUCAAAGAACAGCCGAGUAAACUGAAACUGCGAGCCUAUAAUAUCACUUUCAGUCAAAACGCGCGCAGCGAACCACAAUACCGAGGAUAUACAUUUCAUCCAGCACAUUUAACAGGGUUAAAGCAACGGAGUUGAUGAAAACUUUCAAACUUGGUCGCAUCACAUUGAAUUAAAACUAGGACUAUACUAUACUUGCUGGCGGAACAGAACGAGGACAUAAUUCAGCGCGAACUUUCUUUUUUACUGUGCCGCAAGAAGCGCGAACUUUUGCAGAACUUUGCAAUGGUCCACAAUCCAAAUGUAACGCAGCAUUCUGACCUUUCCGUGCCGACUGGAGAAGCAUUGUGGGAGAAGUUAUAUUAAAAGUUUUGCGGUUACGGUAAAAAGCGUUUGCAUAGUAAAUCCUGUUUCCUUGCUGCUACUGCACACGCUAGUGAUGAUUCGAUUUCAAUCAACACAAUCACUAAGUCGGACAAUGGUAGAGCAUCUUCAGCGAAACUCUUUUUCUUUUACUCGUGAAAACUUUCACCCAAUUCACACAUUUUGAUUUAUAUUUUCCGCGUUCAGUCAACCGUACUUCCGACAGACUUAUAAAACAUUUUAUGCUGAAAAAAAAAUGGAAAUUUACUUGCUUUUUCCUAUACGAACUUUAUAAGUUUAACACUAACGCAGGUGUCUGUUUCGUUUUUUUUUCUACUUUCAGACUUGCUACGAAAUGGAGCGAUACCUGAAGGAUGAGCCAAAACUGCAGACUUACAAGAAGCUGCCAGCCGACAUAGCCACACCAUGGGACCUGUUCGCUGCGCCCGGCCCGAUCGCGGGCUGGAAGGUAGAAGUAGAUUCUUAUUGCAUAGAGGAACUAAACCUAAAUGAUAGAAACUCGGACUCACACUCGAGCUCGUCGUCCUCUUCCUCCUCGUCCUGUUCCGGAUCGUGGGACAGCAGUCCGUCGCUGAGCUGUGCGGUGGUGGUGAAAAAGGAACGGCUCGAUCCGGAUGACGACGACGGUAACAAUUCCGAUAGUUAUGACGAGCAGAGUGAAAAAUUCGGCAAAAUCUCUGUACACCACCACCACCAUCACCAUCAUCACCCGCAGAAUGCAAUCGAGUUGAGGCUAGUGGCUCGAGCGACUACAUCCGAACUGUUACCGACGUUAACGCCUCCCUCCUCGCCGGAAUCGCACCUCAGUAUAGGCAGCAAAGGCAGCAGUACGACGCUGGCGACGACCGUGAAAACUGAACCGGAACUUGCACUCCUAGAGCAUCAGGGUAGCAUUUUGAGGGUAUCGACGGGAACGCACAUACCGCGGAACGCGAUCGUCAGGCUGACGACCUCCAGCAGUAAAGGUGGUGUCGGGGUGACGCGAGUGAUACAGGUCAGUCCCCAACUACAGGCAGCCAUCGCCCAGCGAAGUUCCACGUCGUCCUCCAGUUCGUCAUUUUCGUCAGUAAGCAGCUCAAAACAUCACCAGCGACAGCACGAUCACAGUCCAGACUCGAAGCGACGGAUACACAAGUGUCAAUUUCUCGGUUGCAAGAAAGUUUACACCAAGAGCUCGCAUCUGAAAGCGCACCAGCGGACGCAUACAGGCGAGAAACCCUACAAAUGCUCUUGGGAGGGAUGCGAGUGGCGAUUUGCCCGGAGCGACGAACUUACCCGCCACUACCGAAAGCACACCGGCGCGAAGCCGUUCAAAUGCCGACACUGUGACCGCUGUUUCUCCCGGUCGGAUCACUUGGCCCUGCACAUGAAACGCCACGCAUAAAACCAGAGUCUUUCCCUGGCACCAGAUUGAAUGAGCUUGUAGCAUCACAUAUUGUCGUUUUACACCUUCACCAUCCGAUUACUGCAGCAGCAUAAACAUACCUUCACCCACAGGCGCGGAUGCGCAGUAUAGUUCGAUAAGCAAAAUAAUGUUGAAGAAAAAAUUGGGCUUACUCUAAAUCAACACAAAUUUGAAUACCAUACUGAUAAUCUUCAUGAUUAUCAGCGUUAUCAUCAUCAACGACAUUAUCAUCAAAAUUAUCAUCUCUAGCAUCAUCAUCAACAACGCCACCAGUAUCCGACUCACUUUCGCAAUCGUCCCCGAAAAAGCACAUCAUUACCUAUGGAAAGUUUUCUCAUUAGGCUAUUAAAGCUAUUUUACACCAGGACGUAAGUUUAUAUAUGAAAGCGAGUGAGAAAAAAGCAACUAUAGGAAGAAGUAAGCGCAAUCCAGUUUUACAACAUUUUGGAAAAAGUUGCACAUUUAUAAAAUCCCACGAACAUUUUCAGAUGAGAAGCGUUUUAAGUAUUUGGUACUAUAAAUAAGAAAAAAAAAACAAAGUGUUAUAUAAGCGGUAAUGUCUCAUUGUAUUUUAAUUAGUUGGUAAGGAUCACAAUCCAUCCUCUCUCCUUUCCCACUAUCCACAUCAGCCCCCAUUCCCUCAUUGUUAGCGCCAUCGUUUUUUCCCGUAAUUUAGGAUUUAAAGUUUAAGUCUUGCGUCAAUCCAAUGCACAAAGUUUUACCGAAUGUGGCCAUUUUAGAUUAUAGCGUUUGUUUUGUUCAUUUAAAUAUGUUUUGACAAUAACAUGUUGAAUAUGAUUAGUUUAGCUUUAGUUCUCGGGAAGCAAGCAAAGCGAAUGGAAGAUAGAACAAGUAAGGGAAAACAUCACUGCCAAAAACACAAAUACUAGUGACUAUUUGAUUAGGUUUAAACGAAAACAAAACCAUUCGACUUUGCUGGAUUAUUGCUUUUUUUUUUUCAAAAUUCGUUCCCCCUCAGCUGAUUUGAUGCUCGUUAAAUCCAUGUCUAUAAAAGUACACGAAAACAUAUCCUGCCUUUAUGUUUCAUCUUAUUCUUAAUGUUAUCAUAAGAUAUUGCAUUAAAUUGUAUUGUACAGCACGUUACACGCUUAGGCGACUUUGAGCAACUUUUGGUUCUUACAUAUUGAUAUGUAUGUACUUUUUGACGUAUUCGGCAUGCUUUCUACUAGAAUCUUUAGAAACAUCAUAAAACCUACUCCUCAUGCAUCCACCAGCACAUGACACGGUUCACAAGCGAUUGUAGAAGACGACACAGAAAGUAGCAGCGCCUGCUCAUACUCACACAAACACACACACGAAUUGACACAAUGGUAAUUGAAGAACGAAACGAAAACAACACUAACAACAUGUCAUUUAAGUGAUGCAAUCUCUGUGAUCUGCGUUUUGUUGUUUCGAGCGACCAAUCAGAGCGGUCAGAUUCACUCGGCAACAGUAGCAAUAGCAACCCUUCAACAACCGCGCUAGAUCAAGGUGCCGUAACUCACUGCAACCCAAUGGAUGUGAGUUUGAUAAAAUUCAUACCAGCUGAUUGAUUUCUAUUUCAGUCUGCACCUAAGCGACAAAAAAACGGUUAGCUAAAUUUCGAAUGUGUAGAGGUGAGCAAAGUGAUCGUGAUCGGUUGAAUAUUUUCUGCAUUUUGCGUUCAAAAUGUUCAAUUAAUUGUUCUUUUUUUUGCGAUUCCCCUGCAAAGGUACUGAAUUGAAUAACUGGAGGUGAAUUCACACGCUUGAAUUGAUGGCCGCAAAGGCGAUGCCAAACUAUCAGCUGCUCCAGACAACUCCAGAGAAUGUUGCUUCAGAAAUAAAUUCACGAUUUCAAGAUAACAAAUUUUCUAGCGAUUUCAAGAUAACAAUUUUCAGUCUCCAUUAGAUAAUUUACAUUUUAUGUCUAUUGUGUACACAGUAAAAUACUCUGAAUACUACACUCACGUACAUUAUUUUCUCAUUUAAAUUUCAGUUACUUCUGACGUAAACAACGAUUUUGUUUGAAAACUAUGUGCAAUAUCAUUCAAAUUUGCAUGGAAUAUUAUGGAAUUUUCUAUCACAAGCGAUGGAGGCAUUUCACUGUAAGCGUUUCAACAUAACUUUUGGCACUUUUUUUAAACUGUGAAUAAACUAUAACUGACGUAAUUCAUGGGUCAGAAUAGUGAAGGCAAACUCACUACUAUCAAACGGUUGAUUUCACUGACUAUAAUGCUAGAUUUCAUGCAGACUCCACGAUUCGUUUUCCUAACUUGAAUAUUAUGGCUAAAAAAUACAAACAACAACUGAAUAAACCGGGAGCUGCUCUUUCAAACUUGAAAAUGAAAACUGGAAUCUGAGUAUUAUACCGAUACCGGAAAUACCCAUAUUGAAUAGUAUUUCACCACUUUAGGCUACUUUCCAGCAACCGUUAGUCACCCUCUUUGAGUUCAGAAUGGUGAACAAGACCGCUUUCCUCCCUCUUAGUAUCAUCCCGGUUUCGGGAAAAUUUCUCUUGAGUGGUAUUUGUUCACACCCAACAGAAACGGGGAAGAUUUUAUUACUUUUGAGCAACAUUUUAUUACUUUUUGUGUCUUAUGACCGCACAUUAGAUACAAAAAGUAAUAAACGGAAAGUGGCAAAGUAUGUGUUUCUAUAGAAGAACAUACAAUCAAGAACCGCGUGUUAUCCAGACUUCACUCGCUAUAUUUGUAUUGACGCAACGAUCAGGUUCAUUUCUGUCCCCUUAAUUCACACCUUAUCGGUCAGCCUCAAAUGUCUAAUUAAAAACACCAGUUUGUGUUGUUUCUUGACUUAAGAUGAAAUGGGAGCAUUUUUUGACUAGUCAAAAUUUUGCUUGUGGUUGCAACGACCAUUAUUAGAUAGUCGUACUCCCGUAACAAGUGCAGAUAUAUGACAGUAAUGUUUUGUUAUUCAACUGGAGAUCCAGUGCAAAAGAACUUUAGAGCAUUUUAAGUAACAGAUUGAUUACAAAAGGAGGCCUUUUGCGUUAUUGCCUUUAAAGUAAUAAGGAAAAAAUUUGCGAGCAGUUUGGGCUUUAUUCCAAAAACCAAAAACGUCAUCUCAAACUUAAAAAUGGCAUCAGAGUUGAUGUUUUGCUUCUGGGCAUCUUCACGAUUCCAAAAAUAAUCAUACCGAUGGUAUUGGAUGAUAUUUGGUCAUUUCAGUUAGUAUGUCAGUAACCGAAAUUCGCCAUCUUAGAUUUCAAAAUGGCAUCUGAUAUGGAUUUCUGACCUUCAGAUAUCAUUCAAUUUCCGGAAAUGAUAAUAUUAUAUUAGUAUCUGAUCAUUGAAGACCGCAUUCCAAAAACUGAAAGCCGCCAUCUUAAAUUUCAAAAUGGCAUCUGUGGUCGAUUUCUGGCUCCUCGGCAUCAUCACGUUGCCGGAAAUCUUCAUGUUAGAUGAUAUUCGAACGCUUAAGGCUGUUUUCCUAAAAUCAAAGACCGCCAUUUUCGAUUUUAUAAUGGCACCACAACAAAAAGUCGCCACCUUGAAUUUCAAAUUGGUAUCUGUGGUCGAUUUCUGGUUUCUGGGCAUCAUCUUGAUGGCGGACUCGACCAUCACAGAUUUUGCUCAAAGCUGGGUAUUCAUCCAGUGUUACUUUGGAAAAAUUGUUCACUUUGGAAAUUUUGGGACGCCCCUCAAGAUAACGCAUUUUUUGUCCAACCCACUUUUUUCAUCGUCAUGGUCUUGACUUUGUAAAACUUCAAGCCGGAACGCUUUUUUAAUGUUGAACGAAUUUUAGUAGCAUUCCCCACUUUUUGAGCUACAGUUCGUAUAAAGAGGUUCGGAUUCUUUUCCAAACUCUUCUGCAUCUUUCUUUCCAAUGAACUAUCCGCACGACCAAUGUUUUUGUCAUUUCUUAGUUUCUUUUCGACACUCAAACCUUUUCAACACAUCGUGUGCUGUGGUUUUGAGAAAAUUUCUCCUUUUACGAGGUCACGUAUCGAGAUGUGAAGAUUUUCGUUACGGCUGUACAAGAUUCGUUCGCGCACGUCUUUUUCGUUCGUCAAUAUUUUGGGCACUGUUACGAAAUGUCAAAAAAAAAUCAAAAUUGGCGAAAGCAUAAACCUUCAGCCAGUGUUGUUAUAGUGAAUUUCUUUAUUCCACUAGCUUACCUCGUUUUGACCUGGAUCCAACCUAACUGCUGUUAAACCCGCUCUUUAUUCGCUCGAUUUUAACCCAAUAUCGACCUGGCGGACUGCUCGAAGCGCACCGUAAAGUUUGUUAGUUUCAACCCCACUACCGCACGUUCUUAGUUCGUAAGCAAUUAUCUUGCAUCUCUUUCUUACUUGCGUAGUGAAUCGCGAUAUCUUUUCUUUAUUCCUCGGUAGAUUUGACCUGACACUCUCACUCAUAAACAGCAUGCAACACCUCAUGUGAGGUUCUCGUUGCUACUGAUAUCACACACUGGAGAAUUCUCUAUUCAACCUAUUUCUCGUUCUUUCUCGCUGUCUUCGUUGUUGACAUUCGCUCCCGAAAUCAUAUGCACACACGCGCGCCUACUCUUUUACUCGCGUGUACUCUCCUACUCGCCACAACCAGCCGCAGAUAAUCGUUUCAAGAUGCAUUGCAAUGGUUGCGGAAAGGCAAAAAAAAUUCAAAUAGGGUAAAGGACUACUUCGGUUGUGUUUUGAUUCGGGUGGUUAUGCAUUAGACUGCUGUGAGAGGCUUACCAAAGCAGUCCGAUACCCUACACUUUCCAGUAUGCGAUACUUUACAGAUUGUUCCACCCCGCUCGGCUGACACGAAGCAAAACCGGGCAGAUGAAGAAAGCAUUUUCGUUUUCGAGCACGUUCUUCAAAGCACUCCUCCUAGUCGAGCAACUUUAGUCGAGUACUCCUACUCGCAAGUAGGAACUCGCUUACUCUUUCACAGUCGCUGAGUAGCAGGACAAAAGAGUUUUUGCGUGCGGGUGCAGCAACAGCAGCUACUCAGGGGGGUACAUGAAGAAAAAAGAGUAUCUCGGAAGCGUGUGUGCAGAGAAAAAAGUCGCUCAUAGCUCGAAUAUAUCGAGUUGCUCUGACAUGAAGGUGUUCGGAUUAUUGCGUAUAUAAAAUAAAGUAAAAAUUUCAAAAAUGGUUAGUUAAUAAUAUUUGAUAAUCUAACAAUUUAAUUUAAUGGACAUGACUCUUUCAAGGAUUGGAUUCUAACUUGUGGUCAAGGGAUGUGGAGGUGAAAGAGGUUUUGAUUUAAUUGGAGGGAAUUUGUCAAAAAGAUUCAUUACACUAUUUAUCCAGUGCGAAAUAAAGACCCGUACAAUAAAUAACACUUGACUACAAAAGCAAAAAAAAAUGACCUAGAACUUAAACUGAAAAAUAUGAACGUUUACAGCUUUUUAAGCGUUCCUGUGAAUGUUGGUGCCGCUAGUUAGUUCGGGAGUGCUUGAAAAAGCCGCAAAGUAAUUGCUUGCCGGGUUUGUCCCUUCUACGUUUGCUUACGGGAAGAAAUCAUUCAAGUCUCUAAAAACUUUUCGCACUUCAUACUUGGCUAGAUGCACAAGAAUAGUUAAAAAGUUUGAACUUUCAUUUUUUUCUUUAAAUUUUAACUCUACGCGCAUAAGUUGAAUGGUGCGAAACCACAUCAAUAUUUUGCAGAAUUAGCACAACUGAUAAUUCAGAUUGAAACCUGUACAAAUAAUCUCUCUACCGUAUUUUGAGGUGAAACUGAACCAAAGCUUUUUCCAAAAAAGUUGACGUUAAAUUUCUUUUCACUUGACAAUUUCAAACGUCGAUAUUUAGCUUCCACUUGAUAAAUAGCGCUCGAACUGAUACUCAAUGCAUGCGUCAACGGAGCAAACAAUCGAUCAAAGUUUCACAUACGUAAUUUAAGUGAUUUUCAAGAAAAUUAUCUUGCGAAAUUCGAGCACGAAGUUUCACCUCAAAUGAAUUAGUCUGCUGCAAACCCCUACACUCACCUAUAAAGUAUCAACUGGUGUUCGGCCGGCUGGUAUCGUUGAAACAGUGCAGCCAGCAAUCAAGACUGAUAAAUUGGGUACUGACUAAAUGACUGAAAAUAUUAACUUAUCGAUGCAAAUUCACGAAUCCGAUCAUUUGAAAACAUCAUUGAGCCAUUAAAAAUUCAAAAGAUAGAUUUAUUCAAAACAUUUUGCAUUUCACUAUGAUUCUGGUUUUAUUCAUACGUAUUUGGUUCUACAUUACUGGCACCAACGUCAGUUCAUUUUGUGGCAAAAAUAUAUCGCUAAUGGCUGUUUUAACUGCAGUUCACGUUUUUAGGGAUGGCCUGUCGAACGAUAUGUACCGACUUACGGAAAUGAACCACCGUUUCUUGAGCGUCCCAAAACUGAUCGUUCGGCGAAACCGAAGUUUACCGUAACAUCACGAUUAUUGUGUGUAUGAUACAAAUUCUGAUUUCGAUCUCUGUAAAUGUUUUGGUUGAACAAUUUGCGUUAUGCAUUUCACACAAUUUUUGUGCGAAGUCAGAGCAAUAAUUGUGUGUAUUGAGAGCACACAUUGGUUGAUAAAGUCUUGAACUUUUACAUGUAGGGUUUUUUUUCGCUUUUGUCGUCCAUUUCGUUGAUGAAUUUAUUACCUUCGACAUAAUCCUUUUUAGGAGUUGACAUAACUAGUAAAUGUUCAUAAUCGACAUAAAUUAUUGAUUAAUUCAAAGACAUCAAGCUUGUUUUUAUACCAAAUAUCCUUACGUCUACAGUCACUUUCAACAAUUAAACACAAGUCACAUGAAGGUUAUAAUCUGUAUGAGUUCACAGUAUUUUUCACCUUUCACCUAGGGGAAUCGCAAUAGCAUCAUAACAAGUAUCUCGAAGAAAUUUGACAACUUUUCUUUUAUUUUCAAAUGUUACCUUGUAACCUUCUACACUUGACGUCAAAAUCCCAUGAACACUCACCCAGUUGAACAUUUUCCUGCAAGUUAAGUCGUGACUAGGUUCAAAUCAGUUUCAUUAAAAGUGUUACUUAUUUCUCACGUCAGUUCAAUCAGCAGUUCAGUGUUGUCAAACUUCAAAUAAUUUCAACCAAACGCAAAAUGCAAACCUCAUCGGAGAAAUCAUGCGCAUCAUCACAGUUCGGCAAAUCGACACAUGUUAAAAUAAAAUAUUUUAGAUCCAAUUUAGCUUAACAAUAACGAAUAACGAAAAACUGAUGGAAAAAGAACAGUGAAAAAAAUGUGUCAAAAAUAGUAUUAAUCAAAGACUGGAUAAUUUUUUACGUAUUUUAAAACACUAGAUGAACCUAAAACACGUAAUGAUAACGAAGUGAAAAUUGCUAAAAUAAAAUUAUAACAGAAUAUAGCCAUGAACGGGAACUUUUAGAAAUGUUCGGUUAUUAGCCGUUGUUCUGCAGUGUGUGAACCAGCUAGCGGUUCAAAACCACGUCGCACGCUUCUCAUAGUGUGUAAUUUUGAGUUCUUCCGAACCUUGAACACAAUCAAAAUACUGUUCAAAAUCAAGUCCACACCCAAUCAAAACCGCAAACGACAAGUUCAAUACAACCAACCAAAAUGCAAUAAAUCUGCUACCAGUUAGCAAACGAAACCAACACAAAGAACAACCGAACACACAUAGACAUACCCACACACAAACCGAUACAGUUUGCUUGGUUCUUUCAUAUUCAGGAUGAGAACAAAUGCCGAAUCGGACGACAGCCUUUUCUUUCUCACUAACUCACUGACACAUGCGAUCAAAGAGAAAGUAUUUUUAAGACGUGGAUUAGCAUGCCUGUGAAGCACUACGGAGAGUAAAUGCACAUACACAUAUACGCGCGCAUGUGUUCGCCUGGGGGAUUAUCUAGAAAAAAAAAAUAAACGGGAUGUUUAAUAAGUACAGAGCAAAUUUAUCUAAGAGAAAAUGUAAUGUUUAGCACUAUCGUAGAGACAAUGGAAAAAAUUGGUGAGAACAUUAGGCGAAUAAAUAGCGAAAAACCGUAGUUUAGAAAAAUAUAUUUUUUACUGACUUUUUUUUUGAAAAAAAAUAAGAGAAAAUCGUAUAAGAACAAGAAGUUUUAAUAGGCGAAGGCAUUGUCACGUAUAACAUCACAUUUAAUACUCUCAAACUCUCAUUUUCAUGCAAAACAUUUAGGCAAAAUUCUAUCCAAAACGUAAAUCUAAAUCAAUUGUACGGAUUCGCGCAUGUUACUUUAGCACAUUAUUUCUUAGAGGUAAAAUUUGUUUGGUUCAUAGCACUAGGCUAUCGCUACCUUCGAAUGUUUAGCAAGUAAGGAUAUCUGAGAGCAAUUCUAUGAGUUUAUGCUUUCCCUUACAAUUGAAAGAUACCAAAAAAAAAUGAAUUGUUGUUUAUUUUUGUCGUAAAUUUACUAGGUUAUUGCUUACGAUAGAAUUUUGUUGAUUAAUUUUAUUCGCUCUGCACGCUGCUUGGUUGGACACAGUGAAAAUAAUAGGAAGAAAACAAACACAAACAGCGCGAGUAGAGUUGUCAAGUAGCACUCGAGAGAAACGAGAAAUGUAUGCUGAACCGAGAAAAUAUAAUAACUCAAACAAGUGUAAAAUAUUAAGAAAAAAACUAAUAAAAAAUCCAAUACGAUUAAAGAUAAAAUAAAAACAAUAAAAUAAAGAAACGAAUUUUAUACAAGCUAUAUUUAAGAUAAUAUAGGUGAGAAUGGCGCAGAAAAUAGAAGGGAAAACAUGAAAAUAAAAAGAAACUCUAUGUUACAUAAUUUAAGACAGUCUACUCAGUAAGCUCUAGAAAUUUUUGUAACUGGAUUCCAUUUGAUUUAGAAAAAAAUGCAUUUUUGCUGCUAAAUAAGAUCCGUUAUGGCCGGCAGGAUAUGGUGCAUUUAGUUCUAGCAACGCACUGGUAAGCGGUAAUUCUAGCAUGUGAUUUUACGUUAGUUUAUUCAAGCGGAAGUAAACUUCUAACGUAAACUUUAUGGAGAACAGUGCACUAAUCCUUCUAGGAAGCAAAUUCUCUUCCACAAAUUAAAUACAAACCGGAUGUUUCUGUCUCGAAACACUCAAGCAUCUGAGACCACAUGCCAAUAGAAUACCGUAUGCAAGCUUACCAACUGCCAUGCACAGACGAAACCAAUAGAGAAUAAAGAUAGAAUUUCGCUAGCCAAAUUCUAAUUCUUUUAGCUGUUAAUAAGCUGUUUUUGUUGUUUGAAUGAAUGUAUAAAAAUCAAAAGCGAUUUUGAAAAAAAUUACGCUAUCAUACACACUCAAUUGAAUCAGCAACACGAAAACACACAAACACACAUACACAAGCGAUAUCGGCGUAAAUGCUCGUUUUUUCUCACUUCUUUGUCUGUGUUCUCUUGCAGUUCAGAUUCAGUACGCUCUCGGAGAGCCCAAGUUGACGUAGAAGAGAAUGACAAAAAUAAGUUAUCAAAAAAAAUUUCAAGGCAAACGGUAAACGAAAUCGAAUGCAAACAUGGAAACAUAAUUUUCAAAAGCAAGAAUAAAAAUUAAAUUUACGAAAAUAACUCACGGUAAGAAGAACGGUAGGGAGAUAUAUUGAUUACCAUUCAUGUAAUUUGUUGUAAUUGUUAAGGCACGAUUAUAAGAGAACGUCAUUUCUUCGUUACAUUUAUUUCCGUUUUUAGAAAUACACUAAGCAGUACUUUAAGUCCUUUUCUGUAAAUCCUCAACCUCACCGUCAUCACACUCGAUUUUUCCCACACUCCAUUUGCAAGUAAAGCGGAAUAAAUGAGAGUACUUUUUUUCCCUUUUAUCAGAUCGAACAGAAAACGAUAGGCUCGUCGCCAUACUGUUGGAGCCAUAUAAUAACAAACUCUUUGAUUUUCGCCACAAUAGACACAAACUAAGUUUGAGAUGUUAUUCUUUACUUGCGAAAAGCAUUGAAGAUGACUACUUAAUAUCGCGUGCAGAAAUAAAAAGAGCAAAAGUAAAAGCAGAGCAUACGAUUGCAAACAAACCGACAAGUGUACAUAGGAUAACAAAAACAAAAAGCAAAUAAGUAAAUAUAAGUAAUUAAGUGAUAUUUUUCAGUAGUUUUCGAACGAAAAAUAAUUAGUCGAUAAGGGAAAGCGUAAGAGAGAACGUGAUACCAGAUGAGAGAAAAGCUAUUUUUAUGAAAAUUUAUACCUGUAACUGUAUUAUUAGAAGUGAGAGUGAGUCUGAUGUAGAAGGUCGUCAUGAAAAAAAAACGUUUUUUAGCGUAUAGAAACUCGGACGCGGUAUGAGAUGAGCAGGUACCAUUUCCCGGGGUUUUGUUUAGAAAAUUGCUGGAUUUAGUUCGGGUUAAGCCAAAGCAGAAAGCAAGCACACGGAACGGAAGCGAUUCUUUCGCAAAACGGACUCCUUUCGGAAUUCAAAAUUCUCAUAAUUGUUCAGACCGAAACACUUGAUCGAAUAAUUCCUUUCUCAUAUGUCUAAGUUACUUUUUAGACUUAUUAGAAAUGUAAAUUAUAUAAAAUAUAAUUAAAAGAAAAAUCAUUCUAUCGAAAUUACUAAAUGUUUUGGCAUCACAUAUAAUAAUAAUUGUUUGCAUCUUAAUGUUCUAGCUUUUUAUGAAUCCAACACGAAGAGCAUAGUAAAAAAAACUAUUAUACUGUAAGCAUAAAAAACCGAACAUUCGCUGGCUUUUCUACUGCUGAUUCCAAGAAGAGAUAUAUUUAUUAAACAUUUGAAGAAAACGAUAGACGAAGCAAAACAAAAAGAAACUCGAUAAAGAAAGCCAGGCUUUCGUUGUGCAAGAUAUAUUUAAUAUAGAAUUGAAACGUUAAGUACAUGAUAUAACUUUAAAUCAAAACACCGCUUAUUAUUAUCCAUUUAUCUAUAUUGAACGCUAGCUUGAUGAUUUGUCGCGCGCUGCGAAACCGAGAGUGAAUCGCACCUAACUUCAAACACAAAAUCAGUAUGUAAAACUUACAAUCAGUUGCGUGAAUCAACUUUAAACGAUUUAACUGAAAUCAACUGAAAAUCAGCAGAAAAGAGUAGCGGCAGCGGUGGAAAAACUGCACCCCCUUCCCUUCCAAAUAGAUAUGGCGACGAGAUACUCUCUAUCGGUUCUUAUCAUCAUUCAAAAGAUUACAUUUAACCGAGAAGAAGUGAAUGAAAGUUAUAGCUUGAAAUUCUGCUAUGUGCAUACUAAAUUUAAGAAGAAAAAAAUAAACGUACGUUCCUGUUACAAAAAUGA